Messenger RNA from Myripristis murdjan (pinecone soldierfish), 1757 nucleotides. RefSeq names its product mitochondrial carrier homolog 2 (gene mtch2). NCBI's taxonomy places the organism in Eukaryota, Metazoa, Chordata, Actinopteri, Holocentriformes, Holocentridae. The record is from RefSeq and is a predicted model, not a curated record. Gene Ontology annotation, cellular component: mitochondrion; membrane. The transcript is spliced from 12 exons. Gene Ontology annotation, biological process: positive regulation of apoptotic process. Bases 69 to 974 code for a protein of 301 amino acids.
UGACAGCUGCCUUGGAUGCCAGAGGAGGAGAGGAACUUCCUGUCACUCCGGUCUCUCCGUCUCCAAUAAUGGCGGACACGUGUGGACAAAUAGUGCUGGGUUCAGGGCUCACCGUCCUUUCCCACCCUCUGAUGUACAUCAAAGUCCUGGUCCAGGUUGGGCAUGAGCCUCUCUCUCCCACCAUGGGCAGGAAUAUAUUUGGAAGACAAGUCUACCAACUACCUGGACUGUUUGCUUAUGCAAAACACAUCAUCAAGAUAGAUGGCAAAGCGGGUCUAUUUAACGGGCUGGCCCCAAGGCUCUGUGCUGGCACCAUUGGCACGGUUGUACACAGCAAAGUUGUGCAGAGAUGUCAAGAACAAGGCAAAUUUCAGGUAAUGGGCAGUGGUCAGAGGGCUGAGGAUGGCUCCCUAGAGAAUGUUGUCAAUGAGACAACCAAAGAGAUGAUUGCUCGCUCCUGUGCCACCAUCGUCACACAUCCCUUCCAUGUGAUCACUUUGCGAUGCAUGGUCCAGUUUAUCGGGAGAGAAACAAAAUACAGUGGUGUGUUUGACUCCAUCAUCACCGUCUACAGAGAAGAAGGCAUCAUGGGCUUCUUCGCUGGUUUGAUCCCUCGCCUACUAGGAGACGUCCUGUCUCUGUGGAUCUGCAACCUGCUGGCUCAUCUCAUCAAUACGUACGCCAUUGAUGACUCAAUGAGUCACACAGGAGAAAUCAAGAACUGCUCUCAGGCUGUGACAGGGUUCUUUGCUAGUAUGCUCACAUACCCUUUUGUUUUGGUGUCAAACCUUAUGGCUGUGAAUAACUGUGGGCUUGCCGGAGGCCUUCCUCCCUAUGCAUCAGUAUACCCCACCUGGGUGGACUGCUGGAGGCAUCUAAGCAAAGAGGGCAACAUGAGCAGAGGCAACAGUUUAUUUUUCCGGAAACUUCCAGCAGGAAAGACGUACGCAAUCGACCAGAAGAGAUUUUUUUAAAGCCUUGAAGGAACUGACCAUAAUAUAAUUGUAAUAAUAUAAAAAUGGCAUUGCCUGAGCUGGGGGUUGGACAGUCAGCACUUCUUUUUGUAUGCACUUGUUUACGAUGAGUACUUUUUUUUUCCUAAACAGUCUGCCAUCAAGUAAUACUAAAAAUUGCAUUAGUUUCCAGCAGGGUGUGCUGGAUUGAUUGGAAUCCAUUGGAGAGUUUUAUUUUGAUAACAUGUAGAAAUUUCUAUCCAGUGAAACUGCAGGAUGGUAACAUGAUGAAAUGGAGCAACAUGACAGUUCACCUUUUUUAAAAAAGAAAAAAAACUAUCAACACUAGGAUGGCUGGUGCUGUGAAACUACUUGUCUGCCUCUUGCUGUGACAGACCAAUGCGUACGUGUCACCCCCUCUCCUUAUAUAUAGAUGGUCCAUCAGUAAUGAUGUCGACCUGUGAUGGGAAUUGUUUGCUAAAAACAGUACCUAAAUCUGCAUGUGGUAAUGUCUAAAUAAUUCACAAGUUAAUGGGAAAGUGGGACCUCCUCUUGUCAUGUGGUAUUGUCUUGAUGUGUUAAUCAUUCUAAAACCUCACUGCUGGGUCCAGGGCUAGGCAGGUAGUAGUGCUAACGAUUGAGGAAAAGAUGUAAUUGACGGUGCUCGGACAGCGACCUGUAGGGCCGCACAGCAGUGUGGAGAGUAGCUUGAGCUGACCAAAAUGUCUCUGGCCUUCUGAGUAGUCAAGUGCUUGUAUCAACUCAUUCUGACUGACCCAAUUAAAGACUGCUUUUUUGACCUUG